Symsagittifera roscoffensis is the source of this 1802-nucleotide messenger RNA. Its product is annotated as mu-type opioid receptor-like. Gene Ontology annotation, cellular component: membrane. The coding region runs from base 227 to 1702 and encodes 491 amino acids. Gene Ontology annotation, molecular function: G protein-coupled receptor activity. The transcript has 7 exons. Lineage: Eukaryota; Metazoa; Xenacoelomorpha; Acoela; Convolutidae. The record is from RefSeq and is a predicted model, not a curated record. Gene Ontology annotation, biological process: G protein-coupled receptor signaling pathway.
GCCAUGGCAGACAAUAAAUCAGACACCCAUGUAGCUCCUCAGAUCACUAUCUGUCAUUUAGCGCUAUCACCAAAAUGGAUUUGCUCACUAGAUUAAAUUCCCGACAUACCGAAACUUGAAUUGGCAAAACAGGCUUGAUCAAAGUUAGAAGAAGCAAAAAAGAACUUCAUCUUCUGCGACGCACGAAACCACCCGAGGACAAAAAGAGGAACGCCGCACGUGAACAAUGCUGAAAAGUGAAGUAUGGCGCCAAUUUGAGGUGCUGAUCAAUUUUACAACAGUCGAACAAAUUGACGUGCCCUCCUCUCUUCGUUCCAAAUUAGCUCAUUCUGUCAAUUACACGCAACCCCUACCGCUCAUUUUGAACAACGACAGACCCCAAAUGGCCGCUGGAAUUCUGAUUCCUGUGUCCGAAAUGGCUGACUUGAUGAGAACCGGUUUGAACGAAUCAAAUCACGUUGACGGUAACAGUUCAGACGGUCUAAUAGACUCAGUGGGGGACCUUGGGGCUCUGUUUGCCCUGUACAGUGAGGAGAUGGGGGUGAUAGAGAAUGUGCAGUCUGUCAUCAACCCCCUCCUCGCCCUGUUCAGCAUGCUCAUCAACCUCUACAUCGCCAGACUAGUCGUCCGUGACAACAGCCUCCACAAAUUCACUUACAUCAUGGUCGCUUAUCAGGCCAUCCUUGAUAGUGUGUUUGUGUGUCCACUCAAGAUCUACCUGGAACUGAACCAGAAGCUGCUCAAGAUCCACUCUCAAGACGUCGUCUGCACCCUCACCGCCCUCUACAAUGGCAUCACCAUCACCACUACAGCCCCUGUCCUUCUCUUCCUCUGCAUAGAGAGGUUCCUCCUCGUAGUCCAUCCUGUCAACGGCAAGAUCUGGCUCGACAACUGGGGCACAAAACUAUUCUUCGCCCUUAACAUGGGCACAUCUGGGAUCUAUACAGUAUGGUUGAUUGCGGGCUCCUACUCGGAGGGACAAGAGUGCAUCAUGACAUUCCGACUGGUGAGUGUGACAGUGACUGGUCUCAUGUUCUUCCUCAUCUUCUACUGCAUCCCCCUACUAUUCAUGACUACACUCUACCCUACCAUUGCAUUCAGACUCAUGAACUCACCCAGCCAGAGAAACUACAACGCCAACAAACGUAUCAGCAAGCUCCUUGGAGUCUCGACGAUCACUUUUGCCGUCCUGUGGGCUCCUCUUAUGUGGAACUCAGUUUGGAUCAUUGCUCAUGAGUCCUCCUGGGUCUCACUCAUGACUCAUGUUCCCAUUCUAUUCUACAUCUACGGCUUCUCAAUCGUGUUCAUCAGUCUGUACUCUGCUGUCAACCCAUGUAUAUAUAUUAUGCUAACCAGACCCAUCCGAGAGCCCAUUGUGUCCAGGGUGUCGAGGGGUAAAGAGGAACUGAAACAGCUUCCCUUGCUCCGCAAAUCCCCCUCGAACAGCAACACUAACCAUCCAGAGAGACAAGCUCCAGUCGACAUUCCGGGCAACACCAACAUCAACGACAAUAUGAACAGCAAAAGCAAUAACAACAACAAUACUUUGAACAUAACUGCUGACAAGAAUGAUGUCACAUGCUGCAAUGAUAAAAACAAGUUGAGUCCUAAAUUAGUCUCAACGAACAAAACCGACAACCGAAACCAACUUUCGCCGAUGAGAAGUGGUGGUGAAAAUGAGAAGAGCGUAUCGUUUGCUUGAACUCGGACUGGGUUGUAACUGCAGUCAAAAUACUAUUAUUCCAAUUUUUCAAAGCUGCAUAUUAUAAUUGAUAAAUCUAAGCUAGCGAAUAUAGCGGUAA